Molecule: messenger RNA, 2554 nt
Organism: Sinocyclocheilus rhinocerous
Lineage: Eukaryota; Metazoa; Chordata; Actinopteri; Cypriniformes; Cyprinidae
Product: zinc finger protein 431-like
Exons: 6
Coding region: 123-2315 (730 amino acids)
Biological process (GO): regulation of transcription by RNA polymerase II
Molecular function (GO): DNA-binding transcription factor activity; RNA polymerase II cis-regulatory region sequence-specific DNA binding
Source: RefSeq, a predicted model, not a curated record
GUGACGUCACAAGGCUGCGCCGCGCUCCAGUGUUUGUGAUUCGGCUGAAGAAAGGACAGAGUGUCCAAACACAGAAAAACUCCUGGUGAAGCAGCUGAGAUCCACGUGACACUAUUAUAAAGAUGGCGUUUAUUAAAGAGGAGAGUGAAGAGAAGAGGAUUGUAGAAGUAUUCAGCGUGAAACAAAAAGAUACUGAGGAACAAAUAAAGAUGGCGUUUAUUAAAGAGGAGAGUGACGACGUGAAGAUUGAAGUCAAACAUGAAGAUCCUGAGGAACAAACAGACCUAAUGAUACUGAAAGAGGAGAAAGUAGUACUUAAAGAAAAAGAAGAGGAAGAUCAAUAUUUCAUAACUGGAGAAAAAUCUUUUUGUUGCUCUCAGACUGAAAAGACUUCCACACGAAAAAGAGCUCAAGAGAAAGAAACUACAAGUUAUUUCACUUGCUUACGGUUUGGAAAGAGUUUCAAUCAACAAGGAAACCCUAAAGACCACAUCAGCAUUCACACUGGAAACAAGACUUUCACCUGCGAACAGUGUGGAAAAAGUUUCAAUCAAAAAGGAAACUACAACAAGCACAUGAGAGUUCACACUGGAGAGAAGCCUUACACAUGCCCUCAGUGUGGACACAGUUUUGCUCAAAAAGCACACCUUACUGUUCACAUGAGACUUCACACUGGAGAGAACCUUUACACAUGCCCUCAGUGUGGAAAGAGUUAUGCUCAACAAGGAAACCUUAAAGUCCACAUAAGAAUUCACACUGGAGAGGAUCCUUACACUUGUCCUCAGUGUGGAAAAAGUUUCAGUCAACAUGCAUACCUCAAAAUCCACAUGAGAAUACACAAUGGAGAGAGGCCUUUUUCCUGCCAGCUGUGUGGAAAAAGCUUCACUCGUAAAAUAGGUCUUAAAAGGCACAUGACAAUUCACACUGGCGAAAAGCCUUACACAUGCCCUCAGUGUGGAAAAAGCUUCUGUCAACAUGGAAACCUUACAGUCCACAUGAGAAUUCACAAUGGAGAGAGUCCCUUCACGUGCCAGCAGUGUGGACAAAGUUUCAAUCAUAAAGUAAGCCUUAACAGGCACUUGAGAACUCACACUGGAGAGAAAACACAUGGCAAAGGUAUGAGAAAAUUGUCAAACGUGUUUCUCCUCUUCCUCUUCGUCAUCCUGAGUCUGUACUGUCGUCAUCCUUCUCUGGCAGCUGAAAGAGAGGAUCACCUUGUUAAUGUUGCUAAUGAAGAUACUGAGGAACAAACAGACCUGAUGCCGCUGAAAAAGGAGAGUCAAGAACUAGAUGAAAUGGAAGACAAAGUUCAGUAUGAGGAACAUCAUAAUUUCACAACAGGAGAAAAUUUGUUUAGUUCCUCACAGACUAAAAAGACUACAGGAAAAAGAGCUCAAAAAACAGGAGCCAGAAGUCAUUUCACCUGCCAACACUGUGGAAAAAAUUUCACUGAAAAAAGAAGCCUUGAAGUCCAUAUGAGGAUUCACACUGGAGAAAGGCCUUACACCUGCCAACAAUGUGGAAAUAGUUUCAUUCGAAAAGGAGACCUUAAAAACCACAUGAGCGUUCACACUGGUGAGAAGCCUUACACAUGCCCUCAAUGUGGAAGGGGUUUUACACGUAAACAAACUCUUAAUGCCCACAUAAGAAUUCACACAGGAGAGAAGCUAUACACCUGCCAACAAUGUGGAAAGAGUUUCACAGUAAGAGGAAACCUUGAAGUCCAUAUGAGAAUUCACACAGGAGAAAAGCCUUACACCUGCCAACAAUGUGGAGAAAGUUUCAUUAAAAAUGAAACCCUUAAAGUCCACAUGAGAGUUCAUACUGGAGAAAAGCCUCACACCUGCAAACUGUGUGGAAAAAGUUUAGUUAAAAAAGCAACCCUUGAAAGGCACAUGAGGAUUCAUACCGGAGAGAAGCCUUACACCUGCAAACUGUGUGGAAAUAGUUUCAUACGAAAAUCAGACUUUGAAAACCACAUGAGAAUUCACACUGGAGAGAAGCCUUACACAUGCCCUCAGUGUGGAAGGAGUUUUACACGUAAACAAACUCUUAAAGCCCACAUAAGAAUUCACACUGGAGAGAAGCCAUACACCUGCCAACAGUGUGGAAAGAGUUUUACUCAUCAAGGAAACUUCAAAGGCCACAUGAGAAUUCACAGUGGAGAGAAAUCUUUGACCUGCCAACAGUGUGGAAAGAGUUUCAGACGUAAAAUAUCCCUUAAUAACCAUAUAAGGUUUCACUCGAUAGAAGGAAUUUAUGUCAUCAGUGUGGAAGGAGUUUCACAGAAAGGAAGCACUGUAAGAAUCAUGUAAGAACUCACAUCGGGAAAAAAAGAAUUCAUUUGUGCCAUCACUGUGGAAAACUGGAAAAACAGACAAAGCAAACCUUGAGAUUCAUGUGAGAAUUCACAGUGAAGAGAAGCCUUUCACAUGCCGUCACUGAGGAAAGAGUUUCAGAUCAAAAGAAAACUUAACUGUCACGUGAGGCUUCACACUGGGGCAGUCGUGGCCUAAUGGUUAGUGAGUCUGACUUGUAACCCGAAGGUUGCAGG